AUGAGACAUCAAGACAGGAUUGAAUGUGCUCUUAUUUCUAAGAUCAAACUUAUUAAGCUGCCAGAGACCACCAGGCCGGCUGUUUGGAACGAGACGAUUCGGGCGUGCUGUGAGGGCUGGACGGGCGAGGACUGUACACAGGGUGAAGGCUUCUUGGGUCGAUGCUUCUACACUUGGAACUGUCAGGAUAUCGGGAGCCCCCAGAAUGUGACCCUGAUGAGUAUGGAGGAAUGCUGCCUUCACCCUUGGGGCCACAGCUGGAAGAACGUCACAUCUGAGCUUUGCUUCAGCUGCUCCUACGUGUCACCCACUGCAGAUCUGCCGUCACCCUUCCUGAUGAGGCCGUAUCUGUCCACCGCUCUGAUCGGGGGCCCCUCACCUCGGCACCGGCUCUUCUCCACCUGUGUCACCUGGGGCGGCUUCCACUACCGCACGUUUGAUGGGAAACAUUACAACUUCCAUGGUGACUGCAUGUAUAAUCUGGCCUCUUCCAUUGAUGCCAACUGGGCCGUAUUUGUCUCCGGAGAACCCUGCACCAGAGCUGGACUCUGCCCCAAGCGUCUCAGGAUGAUCUUUGGGUUGGACCAAGUUGUGGUUAAAGGACGGUCGGUGACGGUGAAUGAUGUCAUAGUACCUGAUGGAGACCCCCAUCUACAGAAUGGCAUCAGUAUCCUCUGGCUCGGAGAUUUCGUCUUUGUGGAGAGCGGUCUUGGCGUCAGGGUGAAGUUUGAUGGAGUCAACAACAUUUAUGUCACAGUGAACUCCGACCUUCAGGGGAGAACAAAUGGAUUGUGUGGAACCUACAACGAGAAGACAGAAGAUGACUUCACCCUAGUUGGGGGCGCCAUCUCUCUGAAUGCAGCCGGAUUUGGGAAUUCCUGGAAGGUGCAGGACAUGGUCACUCAGCACACGUGUCCUGAUGUUCCUGAGUUGGGUCCUAGCUGUGAUCUCCCAGGACGAGAGGCCAUCAAGAUGGAGGCGGAGUCUAUUUGCAGAAAGCUCUUAAGCGCCCCCUUCAGUCACUGUCACCACAAGGUGGAUCCCAGUGGCUUCUAUGACACAUGUAUGUACACCUACUGCCAGAACACUGGGACGGAGCAGGACAGGAACUCCUCUGUGUGCCCAACAUUUACCAGCUAUGCCCGGGAGUGUUCUCAGCAGAAGAUCACCAUCACCUGGCGCCGGGCAGGUUUCUGUGAGAAGGAAUGUCUGAUGGACAAGCAGUACUCUGAUUGUGUGUCCGCCUGCCCGGCCAGCUGCGCCUCGGUGGGGAGCUAUGAUGAUGGUCAGUGUCGGGAUGAGUGUGUCAGCGGCUGUGAGUGCCCGGCCGGCCUGUACCUGGAGAAUGGGCGCUGUAUGAGGGAGGAAGAGUGUCCAUGCUACCACAGAAGACAGAGAUACUCCCCCGGAGAGGUCAUCAAGCAGAGGUGUAACCAAUGCACGUGUGAUGGUGGACGGUGGCGCUGUUCUCAGGACAGAUGUGCGGCUGAGUGCUCGGUGGUGGGGGAUCCGCACUAUAUAACAUUUGAUCGUAGGAGGUUCACCUUCCAUGGUUCCUGUGACUAUGUCCUGGUUGAGGAUUAUGUGGAUAGAAAACUCCUCAUCUCCGGGGAGAACGAAGACUGUGGUGGUCAGGGGUCUGUCAGCUGCCUUCGAGCCAUCACCAUAAGCGUCUACAAGACGUCGGCCAGACUCCGAGCGUCAGGAGACCCCACAGUGGAUGGACAUGUGGUGACCCUUCCUUUCCUCAGCCCUGACCUGUCCAUCAGACGGGUUUCCUCCACCCACCUUCUCCUCCUGACAUUCGGGGCUCACGUGCUCUGGAAUAUGGAGUUCCCAUCGGUUUACAUUACCCUGCAGCCAACAUUUGCUAAUAAGGUGCGGGGUCUGUGUGGGACGUACAACUGGAACCAGAACGAUGACUUCACCACACCUGAGGGCGACAUUGAGAGCAGCUCCGUAGACUUUGCCAAUAAGUUUAAGGUUUCAUCUGACUGUCCAGACGUGGGGCCCCGGAGCUUCGACCCCUGCGGGACGUACACCCAGCGCAGGGAGUACGCAGAGGAAGUGUGCGCUCUCAUAUCAGGACCAAGAUUCCAGCCUUGCCAUGAUGUUGUGGAGUGGGGCCCCUAUCACCAGCUCUGCCUGUAUGAUGUCUGUGGCUGUUCCUCUGCCAAGAACUGUCUGUGCAGUGCCGUGUCUUCCUAUGCCAGGCAAUGUGCCCAGGAGGGGGUGGUGGUGCCCUGGAGGAAUGAAACCUUGUGCUCCAUCCAGUGCUCCGGAGGACAGGUCUACAUGGAGUGUUCUCCUCCCUGUCAGAAGAUGUGUGCUGACCUCCGUAUGGGAGAUUCUGGAUCCUGCCAGGAACUAGUUGGCUGUGUGGCAGGAUGUAACUGUCCAGAGGGUCUGGUGCUGGAUGACAGUGGACAAUGUGUCCGUCCUUCAAUGUGCCCUUGUCAUCAUGGAGGAGAAAUCUAUCAACCUGGGAGCAUCAUCAAGCAAAAGUGCAAAGACUGUACCUGUGUGCAUGGUUUAUGGAACUGCACAGAGAACAGAUGCCCAGAGGUGGCUUUCUGCCCUGGUGACUUGGUCUAUAAAUUCGGAGAGUGUCUUCUCACCUGUGAGAACCUGGAGCAGAACCAGAGCUGCUCGGAUAGUGGUGAUGGUUGUGUGUGCCCAGAUGGAACAGUUUUCCUGAUGGACAAAUGUGUUCCCCCCGAGGACUGUCCCUGCCACCACCAUGGGAAACUCUACCACACAAAUGACACCAUUACCAAAGACUGUAACACCUGUGUGUGUAAGAAUCGGCGCUGGGAAUGCACCAAUGAGAAAUGUGCCGGAAUCUGCACCGCCACCGGGGACCCGCAUUACAUCACCUUCGAUGGACGCUCCUUCACCUUCCUGGGGGAUUGUCAGUAUGUUCUGGCCAGAGAAAACAAUGGGCUCUUCACCGUAACUGCUGAGAACGUGCCGUGCGGCAGCAGCGGAAUCACCUGCACCAAGUCUGUUAUGGUGAUGAUCGGAAACACGAUUGUUCAUCUUCUGAGAGGUCGGGAGGUCACCGUGAAUGGUGCAGCCGUGCGGCUCCCCAAGUUGUAUAGUGGAAAUGGGAUUAUCCUGGAUCGGGCCGGAUUAUUCACCGUCCUCAUCGCACACGUGGGACUGACGGUUCUGUGGGAUGGAGGUACCCGUGUCUACGUUAAGCUGGACCCCAGUUUCCAGCGCCGCGUUAGUGGACUUUGUGGGAACUUUGAUGGUGACACGGAGAACGACUUCACAAGUCGCCAGGGGAUGGUGGAGCCCACGGCAGACCUCUUCGGGAACAGCUGGAGGAUGAGCCUCCUGUGCCCUGAGGUUCACAGCGAUGACUUUGAGCACCCAUGCACGGAGAACAGUCACAGGGUGACCUGGGCCAGGAAGAGUUGUGCCGUCUUGAUGCAGCCAAUGUUUGCCGGGUGCCACCAGGAGGUGCCGUGCCAGCAGUACUAUGAGUGGUGUGUGUAUGAUGCCUGCGGAUGUGACUCUGGCGGAGACUGCGAGUGUCUGUGCACGGCCAUCGCCACCUACGUGGAGGAAUGUAACCAGCGCGGGAUCUACAUCCGAUGGAGGUCGCAGGACUUGUGCCCUAUGCAGUGUGACAACGGCCUGGUGUACGAGGCGUGCGGGCCCUCCUGCCCCCAGACCUGCAGGAACCUUGGCGUGAAUCUGGAGCUGCACUGCGCCCGCCUGUCCUGUGUGGAGGGGUGCUUCUGUCCUGAGGGGAAGGUCCUGCACGAUGGCGGUUGCAUCGACCCCUCAGAAUGCCCCUGUUACUGGGAGGGUUUACCAUUUCCAUCUGGUGCUGCUGUCACUCAAGGCUGCCACAACUGCUCCUGUGAGUCCGGUCGGUGGCGUUGUCCUGAUGAGCCAUGUUCCGUCCCUUCCCGUUGCGGAGCUGAUGAGUUUUCCUGCCAGUUCAGCGAUCGCUGUGUCCCUACUGCCUGGGUCUGUGACAAUGAAGAUGAUUGUGGAGAUGGAUCGGAUGAGAUCUGCUCGUUGACUUGUGCCCCACACGAGUACCGCUGUGCCAAUGGGCAGUGUAUCCCCCUGGUACACCGCUGUGAUGGCAGAGCUGACUGUGUGGAUCACUCAGAUGAAUGGGGUUGCCCCGCCCCCUCCUGCGGUCAUGAUGAGUUCCGGUGUUCCAAUGGACGCUGCAUUCCCCUUUCGCACGUCUGUGAUGGUGACCUGGACUGUGGGUUUGCUGAUGAAUCUGAUGAGUCAGGUUGCUCCUCUGGGUGCAGUUCUGCCCAUUUCCAGUGCUCCGUGGGUAAAUGCGUUCCCUACAUUCACCGCUGUGAUGGGCACGAUGACUGCGGGGACUUCAGCGAUGAGAGGGACUGCUUCUGUCCAUCCAGUGAGUUUCAGUGUCCGGAGGGACUUUGUCUGUCCAAGGAGAAGGUGUGUGAUGGCCACCGAGACUGCGGAAAUGGAGCAGAUGAAAUAGUGUGCACAGGCCUUGGGACGUGUUCUUCAGGGUUCUGGGUCUGUGGAGAUGGAUCCUGCAUCAGAUCAGACAAGUUGUGUGAUGGGAAAUAUGACUGCACUGAUGGAGCGGAUGAGGAUCGGGUCCAGUGCACGUCUUCACCACCAGACAACACAUGGUUAACUCCACCGACAUCAUCCAAUCACACAACAGCCGGUAUACCCGGGAGACGGUGCGGGCGGUACGAGUUCCAGUGCGGCAGUGGAGAGUGCAGACCCCGGGGCUGGCUGUGUGACCACGAGGUGGACUGUAUGGACGCCAGUGAUGAACAUGACUGUAACAGAACCUGUGACCUGGACCACUACAAGUGCCCAGUGAGCGGGGAAUGUAUCGGCUACGGCCACCUGUGUGAUGGCGUCCCUCACUGCCACGACCAGUCAGAUGAAAGCAUGGACAACUGCGGUUCGGCUCAGAUUCCCCCCUGUCCCGGACACUUCAUCUGCGCCAAUAGGAUGUGUGUGAACAUCUCUCUGGUGUGUGAUGGCGCCCCCGACUGUCCUCAGGGAGAAGAUGAGAAGACGUGUGAAAAGAGUCCGGUCACUUCACCAGCGUCACCCAACCAGACGUCUCCAACCAGCUGCCCCGAAUACGUGUGCCCAGAUGGGCGCUGCCUCUUGUUUAAACAGGUCUGUAAUGGGGUCCCUGACUGUGAGGAUGAAUCUUUGGGCCCUGUAGGCUCCGAUGAGAAGGAAUGUGGAUUCUGGAGUCCAUGGGGGCCAUGGAGCGACUGCAGCCAAUCCUGUGGGAGCGGAACACAGAGCAGACGCCGCGUGUGCACCAACCCAUCCGGUGAUAUCCUGAGACAGUGUCGGGGGGAGGAGAGCGAGGCACAGCAGUGCUUCACCGUGUCCUGCCCAGUUGACGGCUCAUGGACUCCUUGGACCACGUGGUCAAACUGCUCUGCGGACUGCAGCGGGGUGGUGAUACGGCGCAGGGAGUGUACACCUCCACAGAACGGCGGGCGCCACUGCUCCGAUCUGCCCGGAUCUUCAUCCCUGGAGAUGGACACCUGUCACCAGGACCGCUGCCCGCAGCCGCCAUCUUGUCCUCCAGACCUGGAAUACAAACCCUGCGCCCCCUGUCCGGUGACCUGCUCUGACCUGACCAAUAACCGGCUCUGCCCCGGUCAUCAGCCCUGCACCUACGGUUGCUGGUGUCCGGAUGGAUAUUUACUGGACAACAUGAACCAAUGUGUCCGGCAGGAGGAAUGUCCAUGUGAGGUGGAGGGGGUCACCUACUGGCCCGGGCAGAUGGUUAAAGUCAACUGCCAGAUCUGCACCUGUCAGGACGGCCAGAUGAGGCAGUGUCGGCAAAAUCCAGAAUGUAACGUUCACUGUGGAUGGUCCUCCUGGUCUCCCUGGGGUGAGUGUCUGGGUCCGUGUGGGGUGCAGAGUAUACAAUGGUCUUUUCGGAGUCCUAACAACCCCAGCAAGCAUGGUAAUGGGAAGCAGUGCCGAGGAAUCUACCGCAAAGCGCGCAGGUGUCAGACGGCUCUGUGUGAGGCGUGUUCACACCACGGGAAAACAUACAGCAUAGGAGAGCGCUGGAAAUCCGGGGAGUGCCACGUGUGCCAGUGUCUGCCCAACCUGACCGUCCAGUGCUCCCAGUUCUGCCAGUUGACUGGUCAGGUGUGUCCUGAGGGUCAGUAUCUGGUCCAGGGAUCUGGGGACACUUGCUGCUUCUGUUCUGAUACAGCUCCGGAAAGAACUCGAUCCACCAUCCCAAGUACUACAGCUCUGCCCAUCAUCACUGCUCCGACAGCCCUGCUCACGUACCCUACGCCUGACGGAGGAGGUGAUUGUUACACGCCCCUGAGGAUCUCACUUCUACCUCCCAGCAGCUUCACUGCUUCCUCACAUCUCACUGAACACCCACCAUACACCGCCCAACUCAACCGGGUCUCUCCAGAUAUGGAGCUUCAGGGAUGGAGCCCCCAGGAGGAUGAUUACCCCAAUCCUCCAUCCAGGUCGCCUUAUCUCCAGAUCAACCUGCAGCAGCCGAGGAAUCUUACUGGGAUUGUGGUACAAGGUGGCGGCUCCUCUGACACCUUCAUCUCUAGUUUUGAAGUACAGUUCAGCUUAGAGCAGAAGAUCUGGUACAAUUACACAGAGAUAAACAGUGACCAUGAGCCGAAGACCAAGAUUUUCCAGGGAAACUUUGAUGGUUCCACCCCUGUAGCCGCGAGUUUUGAGGCAAUGAUCAGCGCUCAGUAUAUCCGUAUCCUCCCUCAUGACUAUCAUGGCCGAAUAUUCCUGCGUGUGGAGCUGCUGGGCUGCGGAGAAGUGUCCGUCAGACCCACCGCACCCUCACACCCAGGUGACCAGUGCUUGGCGGGGCAGUUCCAGUGUCACAAUGGGCGCUGUGUACCUGCAGGACCUCAUGGAGUCGUCUGUAAUGGAAUCAAUGACUGUGGAGACCGAUCAGAUGAGAUUUACUGUGGCACUGCUCCGUCCCCUCUGUCUCCAGCCAAGUGGGGCUGCCAUCGCUCUCAAUUCUACUGUAAAACUUCUGGGUCCUGCAUUGAGGUGUCCCUGCGAUGUGACGGUCACCAGGACUGCACCGAUGGAGCCGAUGAGGUGGGAUGUGUCUCCGGGGCUCUCAGCACCACGUGGAGUCCUGGGGUUAGUGCAUCCAGAGCAGAAAGUCCGUCCCUAGAAGCAGGUCCCACCCCACCAUCUAGACCAGGAAUACCGGAUACAAGCCAAGUAACAGAUGAGUCCCGGUUUCCAGGAGGAGAGAUCUCAACCCCACCAG
This is a messenger RNA of Hyla sarda, 7279 nucleotides long. RefSeq names its product SCO-spondin-like. The record is from RefSeq and is a predicted model, not a curated record. Gene Ontology annotation, molecular function: protein binding. Lineage: Eukaryota; Metazoa; Chordata; Amphibia; Anura; Hylidae. Gene Ontology annotation, cellular component: extracellular matrix.